Molecule: messenger RNA, 1447 nt
Organism: Mercurialis annua (annual mercury)
Lineage: Eukaryota; Viridiplantae; Streptophyta; Magnoliopsida; Malpighiales; Euphorbiaceae
Product: OBERON-like protein
Exons: 1
Coding region: 8-1327 (439 amino acids)
Cellular component (GO): nucleus
Source: RefSeq, a predicted model, not a curated record
UAUCAGAAUGUUGCCUCCACGUCAGCAGCCUCUGCUCGGAGUUCAAACUGUACCUGUCAUGGCAAAGAAGGUGGAGAGUAUCGGAAAAGCUUGGCCUGAAAAGUCUGUUAUUCGCCGUAUGGCUGAUUACAGAAUGUUUCUUCGUGAUAUAGCGAGAGAUGGUGUUGAUAUUAUUUCUGAGAAGAUGAACCGGUUGUCUGGUGAGUUUCUUGCUGAGUUAAAGAAUGGACUCGGAGCUAUUCUUGAACCAAAUGGCGAUCCCCGUCGUAGGGAGGAAUGUUUUAUAUUGCAGAAGCUUGUGAAGACUAGAUCUGAUUUGACUACAAAUAUAUUACUCAGAGCUCACAGAGUCCACCUCGAAAUUCUUGUUGCCAUAGCUACUGGAAUUCGAGCAUUUUUGCAUCCAACGGUUGUCCUCCCUCCGACAUCUCUGAUUGAGGUGCUUAUUUUCAAGAGAUGUAAGAAUUUAGCCUGCCAACAUCAACUUCCGGCUGAUGAUUGUGUCUGUAAAAUAUGCAGAAAUGGUUUUUGCAAUCAAUGCAUGUGUGUGAUUUGCCACCAGUUUGAUUUUGAAGUCAAUACUUGUCGAUGGAUCGGUUGUGAUGUCUGCUCUCAUUGGACUCACACGGAUUGCGCUAUUCGUUAUGGACUAAUUUGCUCGGCCCCAUCGGAAACACUUUUCCGAUGCUUGGCGUGUAAUCGGACGUCUGAACUGCUGGGAUGGGUGAAAGAUGUUUUUGGACAAUGUGGACUAACGUGGAAUGGAAGAAACGCUGUGAUGAGAGAACUCGAUUUUGUGAGCAGAAUCUUCAGGGGAAGUCGAGAUGGUAAAGGCAUGAAACUCUUUUGGAAAUGUGAGAAGGUUAUGGAUGAAAUGAAGCGUGGACUCGCUGAAUCAGCAGCCUGCAGAGUAUUUCUGACGUUUCUACAAGAACUCGAGGCAGACUCGCUGAAGACUCCAGUUGAGGAGCCAUGUGACCGAAUUGGUCGAGUGUUGAAAGAGGUCGUAAAGAAGAUGGAGAUGGUGGCGGACGAGAAGAUGAGAAUGGUUAUGAAAACCCGCACAGCUCUCGAGGCUUAUGAUUGUGAACUGGAGAAUAAGGCUAAAGAAGUGUCAGAAUUAAUGGUGGAGAAGCAAAAGAAGAAGCUACAAAUAGAAGAACUAGAAAGAAUUGUAAGGCUUAAGCAGGAAGAGGCUGAUAUGUUUCAGCUUAAAGCAAAUGCGGCCAAACAAGAGGCAGCGAAGCUGCAGCGGACUGGUUAUUCCGAGACUGAUCAUUCAGAGGAAGAAUAUGGCAGCAGUUACCUCAAACUUAGUUUAAGUUAAGCUCAAGUAGAGAAGCAGUUCCUGUUUCAGAAGCUUCAGCUGCAGGAGACCAAAGCUAGUUAAUAGUUUACUAGGUUCUAAGAAGAUGUUCUAAUAAUAAUUCUUUUAUUUUCUUGCUAA